Molecule: messenger RNA, 514 nt
Organism: Drosophila busckii
Lineage: Eukaryota; Metazoa; Arthropoda; Insecta; Diptera; Drosophilidae
Exons: 2
Coding region: 1-495 (164 amino acids)
Source: RefSeq, a predicted model, not a curated record
AUGUUUCAAUUGCGCAUUUAUUCUCUGGAACGUUCUGUGAAAUUUGUUUACUCUGAUUCUAUAUUCAAUCCGAAACAUUUCAAAAAUUUCACUAUGACUUUAGUGAACGGCACAUUGAACAUGGACAUGACUUUAUUGCGUCCCAUACAGCGAGGAUUCAAAGCUCACGUUGAUUAUCAGCUGAAGCUGAAGAAUGCCAAGAAUUUUCAAUCAAUUUUAAGCCAUUUGAUCGAUAUCUGUUCGGUUGUGGACAAUAUUAAGGAUGGACUUUUCAAGAACUGGUUCAAAAGCAUGUUGAAACAUGGAAACUUCAAGCUCAAUUGUCCAGUGGACGUGGGAACUUAUUAUUUACGCAACUGGCGCAUGGGCACAUCACAUAAGUUUCUAUAUCCAGGCGAGUAUUCCGGCAAAAUUAAUUUUUUCUACGGCAAGUAUAAAACCAAAACUGAAGAACAUGUGCUGUCUGUCACACUUGCCAGCGUUAUAAGUGGCUAAGCAGCAACUUUGGCUUGAU